Haliotis rubra (blacklip abalone) is the source of this 1752-nucleotide messenger RNA. Its product is annotated as D-threo-3-hydroxyaspartate dehydratase-like. The transcript is spliced from 8 exons. The coding region runs from base 80 to 1207 and encodes 375 amino acids. NCBI's taxonomy places the organism in Eukaryota, Metazoa, Mollusca, Gastropoda, Lepetellida, Haliotidae. Gene Ontology annotation, biological process: D-serine catabolic process. The record is from RefSeq and is a predicted model, not a curated record. Gene Ontology annotation, molecular function: D-serine ammonia-lyase activity.
CGUGUACUUUGGAGGGGACGUAACUCUAUGCUGAUUUCUCUCACAAUACUCCUCUUUGCCAACAGCAGAUAUCUCCGCUAUGUCUGACAACGCACUUCCCGCCACCGUUGCCGACGUCCCCACCCCGUGUCUGCUGGUGGACAUCGACAAGGUGAAGAGGAACUGUCAGAGAAUGAUUGACACAGCCAGGAACAUGGGCGUGCAGCUGAGACCGCAUAUCAAGACCCACAAGUCCAUAGAGGGCGCGGACAUCGCCACGGCCGGCACCCGGAGGAAGAUCGUUGUCUCCACCCUGAAUGAAGCGGAAUUCUUCGCUGCAAAUGGCUACGAUGACAUUCUGUAUGGCUUCCCGAUAUCAAAGGAAAACGUCCCGAGGUGUCAGAAGCUGACCAAUCAGCUGUCCGAGUUCCACAUCAUGUAUGACAGCGUGGAGGCCCUCCAGUGGGUCAAAGACGCCCCGCUCAACACGGACAAGAAGUGGUCAGUGAUUCUGAAGAUUGACACGGGAUAUGGGCGAGCUGGCGUGGUGUGGGACAGCGAUGACGUCAUCACCGUCGCUAAAGCUGCAGUUGAUGCCGACAACGUCAAGUUCCUCGGCAUCUACACCCACUGUGGGAGUUCUUACGACUGCACGGGGGUGGAAGAACUGAAAAAGUUUGGCGCCACCAACACAGACAGACUGAUCACAGUGAGAGACAAGCUGAAGGCGGCGGGUAUCGCCUGUGAGACGGUGGGGACAGGCUCCACCCCUUCCUGUAGUAAACCUGCAGACAACAUGGCCACCCUGACAGAGAUUCAUCCGGGCAACUACGUGUUUUAUGACUACGAGAACGUACGAAUAGGGGCGUGUACCCUUGAUGACGUGGCGGUACGUGUGGCCACCCGUGUGGUCAGCCACAAGCCCUCCAAGAAGCAGCUAGUGACCAACAGUGGCUUCACAUCACUGUCUCAGGAUGGUUUGAAACAGGUCGGCGAUGAGUUCUGUGUGGUGCAGGACCACCCCAAUCUCAGACUUGUCGAGAUGAGCCAGGAGCACGGAAAGAUCCGACCAGCUACGGGGGAUAUCGACUUUAAAGACUACCCACUGGGAAGCUUGCUGUUUCUGUAUCCAUAUCAUUCGUGCUCCACAGCCUACAACCACCCCCUGUAUUAUGUGCACUCCGGAGAGAAGAUCGUCGGGGUGUGGCGUCCUACCCGGGGUUGGUAACCAGUGGGAAAGGGGAGAAUAUCACGGGCUGUAGCGUCCCAUCCGGGAUUUGAAUACAGACUUGGGAUUUAAGGAACUGUCAUAUAUCCAGCGCUUGUUACAGCUGCACUAAUAUGUGGAAGAGUCGAUGGCUGAGUGGGUUAGAUGGCUGACUUUGUGUGCUGGCCUUUAAGUGCCUUACUCUGAGUGUGUGGGUUCGAAUCCCGAAUUGAAUUGGACGCAUCCUGCCUCUACCUUUGAAUAUUGUGCAGAGCGUUUGCCAACAAAUAUUUAGAUUAACCACAAGAAAGUUUCCAUCUAGCCAAUUACGAUUUUUGUUUGUGGACUGUUAAAGAUACCUCACCACUCCCAGCUCGACUGAUGGUACUAGAGCACAUCACGUGAUACAAGGGAAACAAUGUCAGAGAACAAGGGGACAGUGACCGGCUCGCAUUCCGUAAUCGAUUUGGGGUUCUGUAUUUCAAGAUGCAACUUUUAAAAUAAACAUACUUGUUUUUUCCUUGGGGCAUUAAAACAGUAAUAAAAUUGUUAUUUUAGAUUUAAAA